This is a messenger RNA of Cyphomyrmex costatus, 519 nucleotides long. RefSeq names its product zinc finger protein 524. Gene Ontology annotation, cellular component: nucleus. The coding region runs from base 1 to 519 and encodes 172 amino acids. Gene Ontology annotation, biological process: positive regulation of transcription by RNA polymerase II. The transcript has a single exon. The record is from RefSeq and is a predicted model, not a curated record. NCBI's taxonomy places the organism in Eukaryota, Metazoa, Arthropoda, Insecta, Hymenoptera, Formicidae.
AUGGGCGCGCUAUUGUCCCUGCUGCGUUCCGACCAUAAGCAGCAACCGCAACAGCCGUCAACGAAGAAGGGAUUCCGUGCGUCUGCACCGACGAUGCUGACGCGAGCCAACAUCGCCAUGGCAAACAGACGUGCCAGCAACAGCAACGUUGCCGGUGGCGACAACAGCUACGACGACAGCAGCGGCGGCGACAACAGCGGCGGCCGCGCCGUGUCCACCCGCGAGGUCGUGUUUCCGGAUUCGUUCGAAGUGCUGCCGCAACCGCAUGACCUCAGCGUUGUCUUCAUGGCUGGUGUGCCACACGAACAACAGCGGAAGUUCCGCUGUCGUUUUUGUGGUAAAGGGUACCGUUGGAAGAGCACGAUGCGUCGCCACGAGAUGGUCGAAUGUGGCGGCAAGCCGCCGGCCUUCCAAUGCCCAGAGUGUCCGUAUAAAGCGCGCCAACGUGGAAAUCUGACCGUGCACUUUAAACGGCAUCAUCAAAAAAUGGGCUACGAUGAAGGUUCCUCGGCAUCUUAA